GAAUUGCGGACGUCGUUCACUCUUCACUCAGCAGUCAAACUGGCGUCUCUUCCCUACAGAUUCAAGGCAGGCGGCAGCAUGGCUCCGGUAACCGGCCAGCACCAUCAUAGAAGCACUACGAAACAGUCGCAGAAGCCAUUCAAAUCGCGCCAUGCCACUAAGGGUGCUAUAAAGGAGAAGACGAAAGGGAAAGUUGAUUUCGAAAAAGGUAGCAGAAAGACUCCUCAUCAACAAGUCAUGUCGAAACUCGACCGCCGUAAUCGAGCGAAGCAGUUGCGUCUCAAUAAAGACCAUGAGCAUGCAAAAACUACGAACGUGUUUGCUGGAAAGGACGGUGCGCCCCGGAUCGUAGCUGUUGUGCCUCUCUGCUCAGAUGUUUCGUCUGCGGCAGCUGUAAGGAGUCUCAAUUCUAGCCUCGAUAUCGAAGAGGAGGUUCCCGAGGCCGGCUGGACGCGAAUUACUAUCGACCGAUUCAAGCAGAAGAUACAAUACUUGGUGGUUCAGAGGGAUUUAUUGGCCUGCUUAGAUGCUUGCAGAGUGGCGGACUUUGUCGUUUUUGUGCUUUCUUGCGAAGAGGAGGUUGACGAGGAGGGAGAGCUGAUACUGAAGGCGGUGGAAAGUCAGGGUGUUUCAAAUUGCUUUACAGUUGCUCAGAAGUUGGACGCGGUGGAGCCGGCAAAACGAAGGCCACAGGUCAUAUCGUCCCUCAAGUCGUACAUCACGCAUUGGCUGCCGUCGACGGAGAAGGUUUUCUCGCUCGAUAACCGGCAAGAGGCCUCGAAUCUGGUCCGAUCGCUCUGUACCACCACAACCAAGGGAGUUCGCUGGAGGGAGCAACGGAGCUACAUGUUCAUCGAGGACGUUGCUUGGCCAGGAGGAAAGUCUGCGGUCACUGAAGACGGUACGGGCGAUGUUGUGCUGACCGGAGUUGUACGCGGGCUGGGUUUGAAGGCCGAUAGGUUAAUUCAGGUGGGCGACUGGGGCGAUUUUCAAAUCGAAAAGAUCACAGCUGCCCCGCUUGACACAAGAAAUAAGGCGCGGGAUGACACCAUGGCUGUAGACUCUGAGGAGCAGCAGGUUUUGGAACGGCCGAGCGAGGACCAGGAUGAUCUUGCGGAGCUGGCUCCGGAGGAGACCAUCAUGGACGACGUCACGAACUAUGCAAUGUCGGUGGCACCCUCAGAACGAAAAGGGGUGUUGUUAGAUGAUCACCAUUACUUUUCGGACGAGGAAGACGAGGUCGUCACAGCGAAGCCCAAGCGGAUGCCAAGGGGAACAAGCAAGUACCAGAGCGCAUGGUAUCUCGAUGAUGUGUCCGAUUCUGGAUCAGACCUGGAAGAUUUCGAUGAACACUUCGGUGACGACGCAAAGAGCGUGAAGUAUCAUCCGGCAGAUGGCGUCGAAGGCAUGGAUAUCGACGGCAGAGCUGGCACCGAAGCAGGGCCUUCAGAGUAUCCUCAGUCAGAGAUGUUUUUGGAUCCCUCGCCAGAGGAUGAAGCGGCGGAAAUUGCCGCAUACCGAAAAUCUCGCAAGAACGAAGCCGAUGAGGACCUGGAGUUCCCGGACGAAAUCGAACUGCAUCCUAAUGUCAACGCCCAGGAGCGCCUCGCGCGGUACCGUGGUCUGAAGAGUCUGAGAACGAGCGUGUGGGAGACGGAGGAAGACAAGCCAUAUCAACCGGAGGAUUGGCCGCGCCUCCUCGAGGUCUCCGACUACAAGAGGGCGGCUACACGCGUGAUCCGUGAAGCUUGGGCUGGUGGUGUAAAGCCAGGUACAAGGGUCAACGUUCACAUUCGGGGGGUGCCUCUUUCGCUCCAGCAGACGCAACCUCGACCGCUUGCGGCGUUCUCUCUCCUGAGACACGAGCACAAGCGCACGGCAUGCAACUACAGCAUACUGCUCAGCUCAGAGUACCCCACGCCCAUCAAGUCCAAGACCGAGCUCAUCGUGCAGUGCGGACCACGGAGACUGGUCAUCAAUCCCCUCUUCUCGCAAGCCGGCAACACGCCGAAUGACGUGCACAAAUUCGACCGCUACCUCCACCCGGGCCGCUCAGCCAUCGCCUCCUUCAUCGGCCCCGUGACUUGGGGAAACGUCCCUGUCCUCUACUUCCAACGCACCGCCCCCUCCGAAGACUCUCCCGCCUCGUCGCUCAAACUCGUCGCCACAGGCACCAGCCUCCCUCCCUCACUCAGCCGCGUCAUUGCCAAACGCAUCAUCUUGACGGGCCAUCCCUACAAGAUCAACAAACGCAUCGUCACCGUGCGGUACAUGUUCUUCAACGACAAGGAUGUCAAGUGGUUCAAGAGUCUGCCGUUAUGGACGAGAAGGGGUAGGAGUGGGUUCAUCAAGGAGAGUUUGGGAACGCAUGGGUAUUUCAAGGCGACGUUUGAUGGGAAGAUUAACCCGAUGGAUGCGGUCGCUGUGAGUCUUUACAAGAGAGUCUGGCCGAGGAGUGCGAGGCCUUGGCAGCCUUGAGGAGAAUUCAGAUUUUAGUUUAAAAGGAUGGACGGAGUUAGGGGAAUAUCCAUGAUAUCAUUCCAUAGAAAAUCAUCGUUGUUAUACCUUC
Molecule: messenger RNA, 2569 nt
Organism: Westerdykella ornata
Lineage: Eukaryota; Fungi; Ascomycota; Dothideomycetes; Pleosporales; Sporormiaceae
Product: DUF663-domain-containing protein
Exons: 3
Coding region: 79-2478 (799 amino acids)
Biological process (GO): ribosome biogenesis; endonucleolytic cleavage of tricistronic rRNA transcript (SSU-rRNA, 5.8S rRNA, LSU-rRNA); maturation of SSU-rRNA from tricistronic rRNA transcript (SSU-rRNA, 5.8S rRNA, LSU-rRNA)
Cellular component (GO): nucleus; preribosome, small subunit precursor
Molecular function (GO): GTPase activity; GTP binding; U3 snoRNA binding
Source: RefSeq, a predicted model, not a curated record